Molecule: messenger RNA, 682 nt
Organism: Danio aesculapii
Lineage: Eukaryota; Metazoa; Chordata; Actinopteri; Cypriniformes; Danionidae
Product: L-asparaginase
Exons: 7
Coding region: 1-651 (216 amino acids)
Molecular function (GO): protein binding
Source: RefSeq, a predicted model, not a curated record
AUGCCGAAUGAGAUUAAAGCAUGUCAGACUGCUCUUUUCCCUUAUCUGUUGAGCUCCUCCGCUAUAGAAGAAGAUUUUCUUGGCUUUGAGGAACAUCUUAGAGAGGGUGCUGAUAUCUCGAGUUGUGAUGAUCGCCGUCGGACAGCUUUGCAUGUGGCAGCAGCACAAGGCCAUAUAGGUGCUGUUCGCUUCUUGCUGCAGCAUGGAGCAAAUGUGCACGCCUUUGAUUGUAAUGAAGAAACUCCUCUUUGGGACGCCAUACGCUGCAGGAGUUUGGAGGUGGUGGAGCUGCUACUUUCUGCAGGGGCAGUUUUGGAGAAAUCCACUGAAGAACUUGGAAUUCAGAUGUGCUGUCUUGCAUACCUUGGAAAAUCAGAAGAGAUGGAGGCGUGGAAGGCGGCUGGAGUCAGUUUUAAUGUUGCUGAUGCUCAUGGCCGAACUCCCUUGCAUGUGGCGGUGUGCACCGAUCAACCUGAAAUGGUGAAGUUUUGUAUCCACAAUGGAUCAGAUCCUGAGCUAAGAGACGGGUUCAACAACAGGCCUAUAGAUGAUGCUCAGAGACUAGGCUUACAGCACAUGGUGGAGCUGUUGACUUACCAAGCCCACCAGCCCACCAGCCCAGGCCACAGAUGGAUGAAAAGUCCAGAAUAGUGAGGACAAGCAGGCAUCUGUACUUGUGAAA